AUGUCGUUCGAUACCACACGCGUGUACACUACCAGCGUGCUGCCCGGAGAGGAGGCGGGCGCGCACGAGCGCUCGGAGGUGGUGCGCUCGUUCCGCGACUUUGUGCUGGAGUUUCGGUUGGACGCGCGGUUCGUAUAUCGCGAGCAGCUGCGCAACAACCUGCUGGUGCGGCGGUACGCGCUGCGCGUCAACACGGAGCAUCUGAUUGGGUACAACGAGGCGCUGUACAAACUGGUGCGCGACGAGCCUGUGGAGACGGUGCCCCUCUUUGAGCAGGCGGUGACGGAAAUAGCGCGGCGGAUGGCGCGGCUCCGGGCGGAGGACGCGGGCGCGCUGCCGGCGGUGCAGGUGGAGCUGCAGAGCGCGGCGGCUGAGACGGCGCUGCGGCAGCUGGACUCACAGAGCGUUUCGCGGCUGGUGCGGCUGAGCGGGAUCGUGGUGUCAACGUCGGUGCUGACGUCACGUGCGACUCACGUUGCGCUGAUGUGCCGCAACUGCCGGCACACGACGGCGCUGGACCUCAACAACUUCCAGUCGCUUGCGGGGAGCAACGUGGCGCUACCGCGGGCGUGCCUGGCAGACCACUCGAAUGACGAUGGCAGCGCGGCGGGGAACCCUUGCGGCCAGGACCCGUACAUGAUCGUUCACGAGAGCUCGCGCUUCGUAGACCAGCAGUUCCUGAAGCUCCAGGAGGUGCCGGAGUCCGUACCGAUCGGCGAGAUGCCGCGCAACCUGCUGCUGACGUGCGACCGGUACCUCACGAACCGGGUGGUGCCGGGCACGCGGGUGACGGUGGUGGGGAUCUACGCGAUAUACCAGUCCAAGGGCGGGCAGGGCGGGGCGCGGGCUGUGGCGAUCCGGAACCCGUACGUGAAGGUGCUGGGGAUCGAGGCGCAGGCGGGCAGCCCUGCGGGCGUGCUGUCGAUGUUCAGCGAGGAGGAGGAGGAGGAGUUCCUGCGGCUGGCGCGGACGCCGAACCUGUACCAGCUGUUUGCAGAGUCGAUUGCGCCCAGUAUCUAUGGAAACGAGGAUAUCAAGAAGGCGAUAGUGUGCCUGCUGAUGGGUGGCUCGAAGAAGCUGCUGCCGGACGGCAUGCGCCUGCGGGGGGACAUCAACGUGCUACUGUUGGGAGACCCGGGGACGGCGAAGUCGCAGCUGCUGAAGUUCGUGGAGAAGGUGUCUCCGAUCGCGGUGUAUACGUCGGGCAAGGGUUCUUCGGCGGCGGGUCUGACAGCGUCAGUGCAGCGCGACCCGAACACGCGUGAGUUCUACCUCGAGGGCGGUGCGAUGGUGCUGGCCGACGGCGGCGUGGUGUGCAUCGACGAGUUCGACAAGAUGCGCGAUGAAGACCGCGUGGCGAUCCACGAGGCAAUGGAACAGCAGACCAUCUCGAUCGCGAAGGCGGGCAUCACCACGGUGCUGAACUCGCGGACUAGUGUUCUGGCGGCCGCCAACCCCAUAUACGGGCGCUACGAUGAGCUCAAGUCCCCGGGCGAGAACAUCGAUUUCCAGACGACCAUUCUGUCGCGGUUCGAUAUGAUCUUCAUAGUCAAGGACGAGCACAACGAGCAGCGGGAUAUGUCCAUAGCGCAGCACGUCAUGAACAUCCACACCGGGCGCACUGCCGUGCCGGACGCAGGCGCUGCCGGCGCAGACCGCGAAAUACCCAUUGACAAAAUGCGCCGCUACAUCACAUACUGUCGCUCGAAGUGCGCCCCCAGGCUCUCAACUCAUGCGGCUGAGAAGCUGUCCUCGCACUUCGUGACCAUUCGCAAACAGCUGCUGAUCAAUGAGCUGGAGUCGAAGGAGAAAUCCUCCAUUCCGAUCACUGUGAGACAGCUGGAGGCCAUCAUACGUAUUUCGGAGUCGCUGGCGAAAUUGGAGCUCAGCUCCGUCGCCGAGGAGCGCCACGUCGACGAAGCCAUUCGCUUGUUCCAGGCUUCCACAAUGGAUGCGGCGUCUCAGGAUCCUAUCGGGGGCAUGCAAAAUUCAAACGUAGUGUCCGAGGUACGCAACCUCGAAGCGGAACUAAAACGGCGUUUGCCAAUAGGCUGGUCGACCAGCUACCAGACCCUCAAACGGGAGUUUGUCCAGUCUGGUCGUUACUCUCUACAGGCACUCGACAGAGCUCUAUAUGUCCUCGAGAGGCAUGAGACAAUACAACUGCGCUAUCAGGGCCAGAAUAUUUAUCGCAGCGGCGUGUAA
Molecule: messenger RNA, 2205 nt
Organism: Eremothecium gossypii ATCC 10895
Lineage: Eukaryota; Fungi; Ascomycota; Saccharomycetes; Saccharomycetales; Saccharomycetaceae
Gene: MCM5
Product: MCM DNA helicase complex subunit MCM5
Exons: 1
Coding region: 1-2205 (734 amino acids)
Biological process (GO): double-strand break repair via break-induced replication; DNA replication; DNA replication initiation
Cellular component (GO): MCM complex; nucleus
Molecular function (GO): ATP binding; single-stranded DNA helicase activity; 3'-5' DNA helicase activity
Source: RefSeq, marked provisional